This is a messenger RNA of Dendroctonus ponderosae (mountain pine beetle), 2888 nucleotides long. Its product is annotated as tripartite motif-containing protein 45. The record is from RefSeq and is a predicted model, not a curated record. The transcript is spliced from 9 exons. Bases 309 to 2207 code for a protein of 632 amino acids. Gene Ontology annotation, cellular component: nucleoplasm; chromatin. Gene Ontology annotation, molecular function: protein binding; zinc ion binding; ubiquitin-protein transferase activity. Lineage: Eukaryota; Metazoa; Arthropoda; Insecta; Coleoptera; Curculionidae. Gene Ontology annotation, biological process: positive regulation of DNA-templated transcription.
GGCCUUAGGCUUAGGAAACUCGCUGGAAAGGAAACUAUCGUGUUUCCACAAGGUUGCUAACGCAUCGCUUUUACCAGUUCGUCAAUAAAUUGUAUUUCUACACCCAGUAUAGAGUGUGAAUGUAAAAAUAAACACAAACAGUGCAGCAUUUGUCAAGCGGCGCACGUUGCAAAUAGCGUCGCGGCGGGAAGAGUCGUAAAAUUACUCCAGUUCCCUUUAAAACAUUCAUGAUUCAUUUAUCAAGAAAUAAAUAGAAUAUUUCAGUAUUGUGCUCGGUGAUAAGAAAAAUUAGUCGUUUUGGUAUAAUAAUGGAUAUUGAUAGAAUAUCGUACAUCUUUGGAAGUUUUGCAAGACGACGACAAAGUCAAGAAGUCGUUUUUUCCAGCAAACGAAAAUCUGUGGACACAAGUAAAAUCUGGCACGAAAGAUCAAAAUCAAGUCCCCUAAACACCAAAAGAUCGCUACAAAGUCCACGUGGAAAACCCGCGAUUGGGUCGCCUAUUGAAGAAGCAAAAUUUAGGUGUCCUUUGUGCAAAAAUCCGUAUUUCGAACCCAGAGUUUUGCCCUGUUUGCACAGUUUUUGCUUGAGGUGCCUGGAGGAUUUGGAAAAGAAUAAUUUCGCAACUUGGAACGAGACUGAGUUGAAUGGUACAAAAGUAAACAAUGUGCAGCCAAGGAAAACCACUUUUGCAACAUUGGGGGACCCAAAUCAUGCCAGUGAAGAUCGUCCAAAACGCGCCAUGUGUUGCCCAACGUGUGGAAAUUUGGGGGAAAUUCCUAAUGGAGGAGUGCGACAUUUAACACCGAAUUAUUCCAUUCAACAUCAGAUGGUGUUGGCCACUUUGAACUCAAAAUCCACACAUUUACUGUGUGAUUUGUGUGUCACUGAUGUUGCUGCUACGUCCAGAUGCAUGGAUUGCGCGAUCAGCUUCUGCACGGAAUGUGAACAACUACAUCUAAGGCAGAAAUCUUCGGCAAUUCACAGUGUUUUGUCUCUAGAAGCGGCAAGGGAAAAAGGAAUCACUAAAAUCAGGAAGCAAGUUAUGUGUAUGGUGCAUCCCGAGCUCGAGCUGGCAUUGUUCUGUUCCACUUGCUAUCAAGUGAUUUGCACUGAAUGUGCUUUGCUCACUCAUCGGGCCCACAUGUGCGAAUCGGUGUCCAAAGUAGCAAAAUCCCAUAUAGUUAGCUUACGCAUGGCCGCGAAUAAAGCCAAAGCUUUAGUGGAAAAGUCAGCAAUGGAUACAAGUGUUCUGUCCACUACGUCCAAACGUAUCGAAGCUGACUGUGCAAAGAUUCAAUGUGAGGUGGAACGUUUCAUCGAAGACUACAUCAGAUCGAUAGAAGAGCACAAAAGCAACCUGUUGGAGCAAAUCCGCCAAUUGCGAGAAGAGAAAAUGCAGCAAGUGGUAGAGGAAAAGCUCAAGCUGCAGAAGAAAAUUAGAGACGCCAGAGAUAUAGCGUAUUUCCUGGACGAUCUGCUCAUUGACGGUUCUGAUGUUGAGGUGUUGAGCUUUAUCAAGCCCAUUAUCGAGAAAAUCGAAGGUUGCGAUAAUCUAGAGCCGAGCCCUGAGUUGAAAUACUCGGAUAGCAUCCAAUUUCUGCCCGAGGAGAGCGUUAAAGACACGAAAAGUUCCCGGAAUAUAUACGGAGUGCUUACGACACAGAACAUUUCGGCGGAACAUUGCCGGAUUAAUACCAAAGAUUUAGAGAACUUGCGAGUGGGCAAGAAGGUGAACGUGCGUCUGGAAACCAAAGACAGCAAAGAACAUCCACUGGAAAGAGGUGGAGAAACUGUUACGGCGGAAAUUCGACAUAGAGAAGCUGGAGUUUCCCGAUCGUUGAUUGUUAAUGUGGACGACAAUAGAGAUGGAACUUAUGGAGUAUCGUUCAUUCCUGAUGUGGCUGCCAAGCUAGCACUGAUCAUUAAAGUUAACGGAGAACACAUCCAGGGAAGUCCAUUUCCCAUAACAGUUCGAAGCCUUAAGCCGCACCAUGGAACGUUCCAUUGCUGCAGUUUCUGUUCAAGUGCUGGUAGCAAGGAGGCGACUUGCGGAUGCGAAGGAAAAAUGCCCGGAGGCUACAAAGGUUGCGGACACGGACAUGAAGGCCAUCCUGGAAGGCGGCACUGGUCUUGUUGCGGAAACGUUGUGGAACAUUCUGAGUGCGGACGAUCGCGUUCGAACUCGCAUUAUCAGUUUACUUUAUAGAAUCAAUCGUGUAUCAUUGUUGAAUUCCUUGGAUGAAUGUAUUUUGCGAUGUCGAUGAAGAGUUUUUUUUUAAAUAUCCGAAACCGAAUGAUGCAACCGGAAAUGUUGCAACAGAAUGACCAGAAUCGUAAGUAAAAAGAUAAACAUUUGUGUUUAUCAUGGUGCAAGGAUAUAAUGAAUCCUUCUUCUGAUGUACAAAUAAAAUAAAACAAAGUGGCAAAGUUAUGAAAGAUAUACAGUGAAUCCCAGAAAUAAUGCGUAAAUUUUCCGUCAAUUUUUAUUUGUAAAUGCGACUUUUUUAUAUAAAAAUUAGUUGUAGUCCAAAAAUACGUUCGGCUCAACUCAUACUUUGAAUUAAAAAUUAAAAUUAAAUGCGGGUGCUUUCAUUAAAACAUAAAUAAGUGUUUCUGGACCACCCUGUAUGUACUAAUAAAUUUACUAUAAAAAAAUCGCAUUUACAAUUCCGUUGAAUUAUGGGAGUCACUGUAUAAUCUUUAGUUGUUCUUUUAUUUGAUUCUUGUUUAUAAUUUAAAUUUAGCAAAUUUUAAACGCAACUGCAAUAGUGGCAAAUGCAAGAAAACUGCGCGUUAUUUCGAUGUUAAUUUCAUUUUGUACGUAGAGAAUUUUUUGUCUGAUGAUAGUUUAAGACCAAAACACCUAAUAAAGCAGUCGGCUUGAAAA